Molecule: messenger RNA, 774 nt
Organism: Paraphaeosphaeria sporulosa
Lineage: Eukaryota; Fungi; Ascomycota; Dothideomycetes; Pleosporales; Didymosphaeriaceae
Product: DASH complex, subunit Spc34
Exons: 3
Coding region: 1-774 (257 amino acids)
Biological process (GO): attachment of spindle microtubules to kinetochore
Cellular component (GO): spindle microtubule; DASH complex
Source: RefSeq, a predicted model, not a curated record
AUGUCACUCCUCGACGCGCAUCUAGAGCAAAUUUCACUUUGCGCGCGAUCCAUCGCCGAGCUGCCUUUCCCCCCGCCUAAGAUAUUUACGAACGCAUUACUGCAAUCCCACGACAUUACGAGCUUGAUCCGUGAUACUGAAUCUCAUGAACGCGCGCUCUUCUCUGUUCCGCCUGCCGCUACAGCCCCAAAAGCCCAAGAGUCCGUUGGCAGCUCGAACCGACGUAAUACCAUCUUCAGCGCCACCGGUGCCACCGCGGGAAUCGCCGGAGGCGGCGCGAAUGCUAUGAGAGCGCCAAAGAGGAACACGGCCGUUGCGGCUGUUCUGGGCACUGAGCUCGUUGAGCGAAUACGACGUGGAGGUGGAGGCGGGGCGGGCAGUGGCCUCGGUUACCGAGCAUACGAUGGCGGGAACAAGAAUGAUAUAGAUGUAGACACCCUGCUGGAGGGUGCUGAGAAACUGCUAGGCGUAUAUCCAAUUCCUGGAGCACACGAUCGGAUUGCAUCGUUGCGCCAACGACAUGGCCGACUCGAGGCGUCGAUAGAGUAUUACGAAUCGCGCAUUGCAGAACAGGCUGCGCAAUUGAGCAAGCUCAAUCGGUCACGCGAGUAUGUCGAACAUGAGCCAGAGGAGGUUGAAAAUGUGGCACAUGUCAUGACCGAGGAGGAUCUCCGACGUGAAGAGGAAGAGGUGAGGCAGCUAGAGCGAAGGAAACGAGGUCUCGAAGACCAUGUGAAUUCCAUGGGAAGGGAUAUAUCUGGUUUUCUACGUUGA